Molecule: messenger RNA, 1551 nt
Organism: Knipowitschia caucasica
Lineage: Eukaryota; Metazoa; Chordata; Actinopteri; Gobiiformes; Gobiidae
Source: the annotation of a GenBank genome assembly
AUGAAGGAGACCGCGGCCAAGCGACGUGACAAAGCGGCGACCAAGGACAAAAAGGAUCCAAAAGAAAUCCCCAAAAGUUCCGAGCCCCAGGAUCAAGACAUGCCCGAGGAGGAGGCCCCAGCGGCGCCUACAGCCGGGGAGAAGGACGCGCUGACACUGGAGGAUAUCAAAGAGCACGUCCGUCAAAUAGAGAAGGCUGUCCAGGGGAAGGAGCCACGGUACGUGCUGCGUGCGCUCAGAGCUUUGCCCGCCAUUACCCGCCGCCUCAACACCACCGUGAUCCACAAGACUGUGAGCGGGUACUACACCAGCAACACCAGCACCAGGGAGUACCUGCUGGGGUUCAUCGACGAGCCCAUGGAGAUGGCAGAAGGAGAUGUUCAGUUCAGACCUCGCACUGGUAAAGCUGCUGCUGCUCCUCUGCUCCCAGAGGUGGAGGCGUAUCUGCAACUGCUGCUCGUGAUUUACCUGUGUAACAACAAGAGCUACGCGCAGGCUCAAAAAGUGUCCGAUGACCUGAUGCAAAAGAUCUGCUCAAAGAACCGCAGAGCACUGGACUUGGUGGCGGCAAAGUGCUUCUACUAUCACAACAGAGUCUACGAGCACCUGAAGGAGCUGCACACCAUCCGCAGCUUCCUCCACAUGCGGCUGCGCACCUCUACGCUCCGUCAUGACACUGAUGGACAAGCUGUGCUGCUGAACCUACUGCUGAGGAACUAUCUGGAGUUUAACUUGUACGACCAGGCAGAGAAGCUGGUGUCCAAGUCAGUUUUCCCGGAGGUGGCCAACAACAACGAGUGGGCCAGAUACCUGUACUACACCGGGCGCAUCAAGGCGAUCCAGUUGGAGUAUUCUGAGGCACGACGCACUCUGACCAACGCCCUGAGGAAAGCACCUCAACACACAGCAGUGGGGUUCAAACAGACGGUCCAUAAACUCCUCAUUGUGGUGGAGCUGUUGUUGGGGGAGAUUCCAGAACGACUGCAGUUUAGACAACCGUCACUCAAGAGGUCUCUGCACCCCUAUUUCCUCCUCACCCAAGCGGUCCGCAUGGGGAACCUUGCAAAGUUUAACCAGGUCCUGGAGCAGUUUGGGGAGAAGUUCCAGACCGAUGGGACCUACACUCUGAUCAUCAGAUUGAGGCACAACGUCAUCAAGACAGGUGUGCGUAUGAUCAGCUUGUCCUACUCCCGAAUCUCUCUGAGCGACAUUGCACAGAAACUACAGCUGGACAGUCCGGAAGACGCAGAGUUCAUUGUGGCCAAGGCAAUCCGGGAUGGUGUGAUUGAAGCCAGUAUAAACCAUGAAAAGGGUUUUGUUCAGUCCAAAGAGACGAUGGACAUCUACGGGACCAGAGAACCUCAGCUGGCAUUCCACCAGAGGAUCUCUUUCUGUCUGGACAUUCACAACAUGUCUGUGAAGGCCAUGCGGUUCCCUCCCAAAGCCUACAACAAGGACCUGGAGUCUGCAGAGGAGCGACGUGAACGUGAGCAGCAGGACCUGGAGUUUGCCAAAGAGAUGGCUGAGGAUGACGAUGACAGCUUCCCCUGA